This is a messenger RNA of Quercus lobata, 3240 nucleotides long. RefSeq lists its product as uncharacterized. The record is from RefSeq and is a predicted model, not a curated record. Lineage: Eukaryota; Viridiplantae; Streptophyta; Magnoliopsida; Fagales; Fagaceae. Gene Ontology annotation, molecular function: nucleic acid binding; RNA-DNA hybrid ribonuclease activity. Bases 1 to 3240 code for a protein of 1079 amino acids. The transcript is spliced from 5 exons.
AUGAGUUCGUUAGCCUGGAACUGCCGGGGGCUUGGGAACCGCCGAGCAGUUCAAGAGCUUGUCGACAUUGUACAAGCACAAGGUCCCAAGGUUGUCUUCUUAUCUGAAACGUGGUCUAAUCUGGAACAGAUGAAGAAGAUCAAGUAUGAGUUGGAGUUCGAUGGUUUGUUCGUUGUCCCUAGUAGAGACAGGGGAGGUGGUUUGGCGCUGUUAUGGAGAUCAGAGAUUUCAAUUUGGGUAGAUAGUUUCUCAAACUAUCACAUAGAUACGAUUGUCAAUGGAGGUCCGGCUUUCACCUGGCAUAGGAAGAGGGGAGGGGAAUGGAUUUGGGAGCGACUGGAUUGGGGCUUAGCUAAUUAUGAUUGGCUAGCCAAAUUCCCCACAGGUAGAGUAAAACACUUAUCCUGCUUCACCUCUGAUCAUCGACCCUUAUUGUUGAGCCUUGAUGCUGAUGGGGAAAGGAAGCGGUGGAGCCGAAAGCCUUUCAGGUUUGAAUCAAUUUGGCUUACUGAUCUGGAGUGUGGCCAUACAGAGAUAAAGAAUACAAAGGAGUUGCUUUGGAAAGCAGAGGAAGAUGUGUUGAAUGGAGGUAAUCCGCAAGAGGUGGUGCAACUGAAAACAGAAUUGAAUCUUUUACUGGAUCGUGAGGAACAAAUGUGGCGGCAAAGAGCACAUGUUAAAUGGAUUCAAAGUGGUGAUCGAAAUACGAAAUUCUUUCACGGCUCAGCAACUCAACGGAAAAGGAGGAAUUUCAUUAAGGGAUUGAAGGAUGAGUCCGGGGUUUGGCAGGGUGAUGAGGAAGUUGUCUCUAGGGUGUUAACAGAGUAUUACACCAAGUUAUUCACCUCUUCAAACCCACAACAUUUGGACCGUGUGCUAGAAGGGGUUAAAGCAGUGGUGUCAGAGGAGAUGAAUGAGAAGCUGGUUAAGACUUACACAGCAGAGGAGGUGGAAAUUGCAAUAAAGGACAUGGUCCCCCUAAAAGCUCCUGGUCCAGACGGGAUGCCGCCGCUUUUCUUCCAAACCUAUUGGCCGGACAUAGGUAUGGAUAUCACUCAGGCAGUCCUAUCUAGUUUAAAUUCUGGUUCUAUUUUGAAAUCCAUCAACCACACCUUUAUUACUUUAAUUCCCAAGGUUAAAAAUCCUGUGAAAGUAACUGAAUAUCGACCCAUAAGUUUGUGUAAUGUGAUAUAUAAAAUAAUUAGUAAGGUGAUAGCUAAUAGGCUUAAACCUCUAUUGAACAAUAUUAUAUCAGAAACACAAAGUGCUUUUAUUGCUAACAGGAUGAUUACAGAUAAUGUGUUGGUAGCCUUUGAGUCCUUACAUCACAUGACAACAAGUCGCCUUGGGAAAAAGAGUUUUAUGGCACUUAAGCUCGACAUGAGUAAAGCGUACGAUCGAGUGGAAUGGACCUUUCUGAAGAAGAUCAUGACUAAAAUGGGUUUUACAACUUCCUGGAUUGCGUUAAUUAUGGAAUGCGUCACCACAGUCUCCUACUCCAUCCUAGUGAAUGGCGAGCCUAAGGAGGGUCUAAAUGCCAUUCUUGAACAAGCAGCAAAUGCAGGGGAGAUUCAUGGUUUUUCCAUUUAUAGACGUGGUCCAAAGCUCACACAUCUUUUCUUUGCAGACGACUGCUUAUUAUUCUGUCGAUCUACUCUAGAAGAAUGUGAGAAGAUUAAAGAGCUACUGGCUGCUUAUGAGGUGGCGUCGGGUCAAAUGAUCAAUAAGGAUAAAACCACCUUAUUUUUCAGCCACAACACAGAUGACUCAGCUCGGGCUGCCAUACAACAAGCCCUUGGAGUGCCAGCAAUUCAUCAUUAUGAGAAGUACCUAGGUCUUCCCUCCUUUGUUGGGAGAAAUAAGAAAGCGUGCUUCACAGACAUCAAGGAACGCAUUUGGAAACGAAUGCAAGGCUGGAAAGAAAAACUCUUAUCCCAAGCCGACAAGGAAAUAAUGAUCAAAGCAGUCAUUCAAUCGAUACCGGCCUAUUCCAUGAAUGUUUUCAAGCUUCCAAGAUGCUUAUGUAAGGAUAUUGAGGCCAUGAUCCAAAAAUUUUGGUGGGGACAAGGUGGGACCAUUUUUGAUGCGGCUAUUUCAUCUAGAAGCUCUUAUGCUUGGCGUAGUAUCCUCCAAGCCAGAGAUGUCAUUUUGAAAGGGGCUGUAUGGCGGAUAGGGGAUGGAAGAUCAAUUAAUAUUUGGGAACAAAGAUGGGUGCCAAAUCUGAGUACUAGCAAGGUUGUAUCUCCGAGAAGUCAUUUGCAUGUAACCUGGGUAAGUGACCUUUUUCUGCCGAACUCAAAAUCUUGGGAUGUGGAACUGCUGAAUACUAUCUUUUAUCCUUGGGAAGCUGAGGAAAUCAGUAGAAUUUAUGUUAGCCCCUUUUGCCAAAAUGAUACUUAUGUCUGGCCUCUCACCUCAAAUGGGGAUUACUCUGUUAGAAGUGCUUAUAAAAUGCUGGUUUCGGAGGUUAUGACAAGUGUCCAAGCCUCUUCCUCUACAGACAACUCGGCAAAGGUUUGGAAAGGUGUAUGGCGAAUUCGGGCUCCCAAUAAGAUAAGACACUUCAUGUGGAGGGCAGUCAAAGAUUCUUUGCCCACUAAAGAAAAUCUGCAUAAACGUCAGAUUCCCUUGGAUGAAUCUUGCUCUCUCUGUGAUGAGUAUCAGGAGACAAAUAUGCAUGCAUUAUGGCUAUGUGAUUUUGCUAAGUCAGUGUGGAAAACAGAGGUUGGUUUUGCUGAGUAUUAUAAGAAGCAUUUUAGAAGCUUUAUGGACUUGUUUGAAGCGGUGCUUGAGAGAGGUUCAGUCUUUCAUGUGGCUUGGUUUUCAACGGUGGCAUGGAGUUUAUGGCAGAGAAGGAAUAAAUUGAGGGUGAAACAACCUACAUGGCCUUUUCAUGAAAUUUGUAAGUGUGCAAAGGAGUUGGUACUGGAAUUUUUUGAGAUCCAUGAACCUCAGCCACCUCCUAGAAAAUCGGCUUUGGUGCGCUGGUGUCCUCCGCAGGUCGGUUUCUUCAAAGCAAACUUCGAUGUUGUAGUUUUUGAUGGUUCAGGGUCAGCUGGUAUUGGGGUGGCAAUCCGUGACCACUCGGGACAGAUUAUUGCAGCACUCGGCCAGAAGAUUAAACUUCCUCACUCGGUGGACCUUGCUGAAGCUUUGGCGUGCAGCCGUGCAGCCCUGUUUGCCCAAGAGUUAAGCCUCUUCCAGGUUGAAUUUGAAGGUGACAGCUUGCGAAUUAUCUAG